GCACCGGAAACGUCCACUGUCGACUUCCUGCUGUGCGAACGGUUGAACGGGCGCAGACCCACGCCGAUCCGCGACUUGUUCACGAUGGCUGUUAAACUGAACGCGUUGAUCAGCGACUCCUACAUCGACAUCAGUCAGUACAGAGACCAACAUUUUCGGGGGUAUCGCUAUGAACAGGAGAAGCUGCUGAAGCAGAGUCACACUCUGUACGUGGGGAAUCUCUCCUUCUACACCACAGAGGAGCAGGUACACGAGAUGUUUUCUAAAAGCGGAGACGUGAAGCGCAUCAUUAUCGGCCUGGAUAAAGUCAAGAAGACGGCCUGCGGGUUCUGCUUCGUAGAAUAUUACACACGUGCAGACGCAGAACACGCCAUGCGCUUCGUCAAUGGCACUCGGCUAGACGACCGCAUCAUCAGGACAGACUGGGACGCUGGCUUCAAGGAGGGGCGGCAGUACGGCCGAGGCAAAUCUGGAGGACAGGUGAGAGAUGAGUACAGGCAGGACUACGACCCGGCCAGAGGCGGCUACGGUAAACUGGCUUCGCAGCAUCCAGUUGUAGAGCAACGUAACACUUUUUAGACUGAACCCCAUUGAGCGCCGCCGUCAGCGCCAGACCGGAUUCAUCCUCUCAACAAUGCCACAACACGCCAACAACGACUGUUUGCUCCCAGUGUUGCCACGAAGCCCUCCUCAACAGGCCUGCACCAACCACCGGGCGCUGGAGAUUAGCGGCUGUUAUUUAUUUCUUUUGGAGGCUUGCUUUCUCUUCCGAUUGGCUUCCACACCAGUUAUCCGUCAACAUGGCAGCACAGGCCCAAAAACCCCAAAGUUACCGUGUAAUAUUUGGUGAUUGUUUUCAUUAUCCUGCAAACAUAAAUACCAUGUAUUUCCUCCACUGGCUGCAAAACUCUGAUAGGAUGAAGUGACUGAGUACAAUGAACGCAUCAAAUAUCAAAAGGACAGAAAAGAUGAUCUGCGUGUCAGGAUCAGAUCGUAGUUUGCUGAAAUACUGAUUUCCACGAAUGAAACUGAGUUACAAUCUGUGUUGACUUUUUUAAAUAAAUCCUUUUUUUUUACAUUUAA
Scophthalmus maximus (turbot) is the source of this 1083-nucleotide messenger RNA. It is a transcript of the gene ncbp2, whose product is annotated as nuclear cap binding protein subunit 2. Gene Ontology annotation, biological process: mRNA cis splicing, via spliceosome. Bases 85 to 579 code for a protein of 164 amino acids. Gene Ontology annotation, cellular component: nuclear cap binding complex. Lineage: Eukaryota; Metazoa; Chordata; Actinopteri; Pleuronectiformes; Scophthalmidae. The transcript has 5 exons. Gene Ontology annotation, molecular function: RNA cap binding. The record is from RefSeq and is a predicted model, not a curated record.